GAUAGGGAAAAGUAUAUGAAGUAUACACAACUCUUUCAAGAACAUCGUGAAUGUGUGCAUUGGGUUAUCCUAUAUUAUUUUUUAAAUUAUCAAACAAACGUAUUUAAAAUUGUGUUUAAAAUACUAUAUUAAUAUUUAUCUUUGAUCUUUCUUUCUCAAAGAGAAAUCAAAAUGCCAGAAGGAACAAUGGAUGGUGGUCGCAUUAUGAAAAUGGAAGUUGAUUAUAGUAACAACUGUGAUACAAAAAUACCUGAAUGUAAAAAGCUUGCUCGAGAAGGAAAGCUACAUGAUGCUUUAGAUCAGUUGCUAGCAUUAGAAAAACUUACCCGUACUGGAGCUGAUAUGACAUCGACAUCUCGAGUACUCGUUGCUAUAUGUGAAAUUUGUUUAGAAGCUAAAAAUUGGGCAGCGCUCAACGAGCACAUAGUUCUUUUGUCAAAGAGGCGUUCUCAAUUGAAGCAAGCCGUUACUAAAAUGGUUCAAGAAUGCUGUACUUAUGUAGAUAAAACUCCAGAUAAAGAAACUAUGGUUAAAUUAAUCGAAACUUUGCGUUCGGUUACAGAAGGAAAAAUUUAUGUGGAAGUAGAAAGAGCAAGGCUCACGCAUCGAUUAGCAAAAAUAAAAGAGGAAGAUGGAGAUAUUAAUGGAGCUGCCUCUGUAAUGCUCGAAUUACAGGUGGAAACAUAUGGCAGUAUGUCACGCCGUGAGAAAGCUUCACUUAUUCUAGAACAAAUGCGUUUAUGUUUAGCAAAGAAAGAUUUCAUGCGAACUCAAAUAAUAGCUAAAAAAAUUAACGUCAAAUUUUUUAGCGAUGAAAAUGACGAAGAAACACAAGCAUUGAAAUUAAAAUACUACGAUCUAAUGAUGGAAUUAUCUCGACACGAAGGUUGGCAUUUAGAAUUAUGUCGUCAUAAUCGAGCUGUACUCGAAACGCCAGCUGUUAGAGAGGAUCCAGAAAAAAGACAUACGGCAUUAUCCCGUGCAGUACUUUAUCUUAUACUUGCUCCUCAUGAACCGGAACAAGCAGAUUUGACUCAUAGGCUGCUAGCUGACAAAAUGCUUGAUGAAAUUCCUAUAUACAAAGAGCUUUUACGUCUUUUCGUUAAUCCAGAAUUAAUUAAAUGGUCUGGUCUUUGUGAAAUCUAUGAGAGAGAACUCAGAGCAACGGAAGUGUUCUCUGCAUUAACAGAAGAAGGUCGCAAACGAUGGGCUGAUUUACGUAAUAGAGUUGUCGAACAUAAUAUUAGAAUUAUGGCAAAAUAUUAUACCAAAAUAACAUUGACUCGUAUGGCAGAGUUAUUGGAUCUUCCUGUAGAGGAAACCGAAGCAUGCUUGUGCAAUUUAGUUGAAACAGGAGUAAUUAAUGCGCGUACCGAUCGUCCCGCUGGUGUAGUACGUUUUACAGGAAGUCAGGAACCAGCAGCUCUGUUAGAUACGUGGGCUGCUUCCUUAUCAAAAUUAAUGAGUCUAGUAAAUCACACAACCCACUUGAUCCAUCAGGAAGAAAUGCUCGCUGUUGCACAAUCAUAAAAACAUUGAUUGAUAUAUUUGAAUCUUACAAAAGUGUAUCGUUCGAUGUAUUUAUUGUGCCACAGAUAAAAUUUUAUACACUAUCGAACUU
This is a messenger RNA of Polistes canadensis, 1621 nucleotides long. RefSeq names its product 26S proteasome non-ATPase regulatory subunit 12 (gene Rpn5). Gene Ontology annotation, cellular component: nuclear proteasome complex; proteasome regulatory particle, lid subcomplex; cytoplasm. The record is from RefSeq and is a predicted model, not a curated record. The transcript has 8 exons. NCBI's taxonomy places the organism in Eukaryota, Metazoa, Arthropoda, Insecta, Hymenoptera, Vespidae. Bases 172 to 1530 code for a protein of 452 amino acids.